UGCAGGUCUGACCACGAGAGGACAAGAUGUAUUCUUUCAGAUGGGUUCUGAUUUUUGGGUGCCUUUGUUUUAAAGUGAUUCAAACUGAAGCCUCACAGUGGACAGUUAAGGUGCCGUCCACAGUUAAAGGUCUCCCUGGAUCCUGUGUCGUGAUCCCCUGCUCAUUCAACUACCCAGGUACAUAUGACAGGAGCCCUGUAUUCACUGGGAUAUGGCACAAGGUGUCAGAUCAGGUCAUCUAUCACUCUGACAAGUCAAAAGUGAUGCAGCAAUAUCGGGGUCGAACAGAGCUGCUGGGAGAGGUCAGGCAGAAGAACUGCACGCUGAAGAUCGAUCCCCUUCAACACGGUGACCAAGGGCCUUUUUAUUUCCGGAUCGAAAUGACGGACGUAAGGUAUUCCUACAAAGAAAAUCCAGUCUCCAUUUCAAUGAUUACUGAACUCAAUACCAUCCAUUUCUCUAUGGAAGACAAAAUAGUGGAGGGUCAAAAUGUGUCUGCGUCCUGCUCUGUGCCUCACUACUGCCCCACCUCUCCUCCUGUCUUCACCUGGAAUCACCCCGGACAGGAACAUAUCCAAUCCCAGCAGCUUGACGACAGCCAGUGGAAAGCGACAUCUACUCUGACCUUUCAGCCUUCUAUCACUGAUAACAACAAGACGUUACAGUGCACCGCAACGUACAAGGGAGGACAGCACCACCAAGCAUCCAGGGUCCUCAAAGUCCAAUACGCACCAGUGAAUGUGAAAGUGGAGCACAAGUCAGAUGUAAAGGAGGGAGAGGAUGUGCGGCUGAGAUGCUCCAGUGAUGCUAACCCUCCUGCUAGCAGCUAUCAGUGGCACAGUCAAACUGGUGCUCUGCUGCAUAAAGGAAACAGCUACACGCUGCUGAAUGUCUCCAGAAACACAGCAACUCUGUACUGUACUGCCAUAAAUAGAGUGGGGCAAGGCAAAUCCAACCCUGUGGGGCUCAAUGUGUUAUAUGCCCCUGAGAUUAAGAUAGCGUCUUCCUGCUCCUCAGAGGCCGAUAUGAUGAAGUGUGUGUGCAUUGCAGAGUCCAAGCCUCCCUGCAUGGUCCAGUUUGUGCUUUCAGACAGAGUCCUGCCAAGCACCAUUGUUGAGCAGCACGGCUCUGCUACCAUCGGGACCCUGCAGGCAGAGUUUGGAUCCUCUCAGGUCAUCUGUCUGGCAACCAACACGCUGGGCAACUCCAACCUCACACUCUCUUUACCUCUUAACAGUAAGAUGCAGACUCUUUCUAUUAUCAUCGCUUCUGGAGCAGGCGGGAUUUUGGUGAUGCUUUUAAUAACAAUUAUCAUUGUUAAAAAAUGCAGGGGGAGAUCUGAGGAUGCUCCAACACCUCACAUGAGCACCAUGAAGGCAGACAAAGAUGUGGCACUCCCUCAUUAUACUGCAACCAAGAGGAAAGAGAGGAGCUUUGAAGACGUGCACUGCUCUGAUAUUUAUGCCAAUGAUCCUGUUUAUGGCAACAUGGAGACUGACUGGGAUGACGCAAUAUACGACAAGAUGUAUUCUUUCAGAUGGGUUCUGAUUUUGGGGUGCAUUUGUUUUAAAGUGAUUCAAACUGAAGCCUCACAGUGGACAGUUAAGGUGCCGUCCACAGUUAAAGGUCUCCCUGGAUCCUGUGUCGUGAUCCCCUGCUCAUUCAACUACCCAGAUCCCUCUGACAGAAGGAUCUCUGAAUUCACUGGAAUAUGGGCCGAGGAAUCAGAUCAGCUCAUCUAUCACCCUGACAAGUCAAAGGUGAUGCAGCAAUAUCGGGGUCGAACAGAACUGCUGGGAGACGUCAGGCAGAAGAACUGCACGCUGAAGAUCGAUCCCCUUCAUCAAAGGGACCAAGGGCCUUUUCAUUUCCGGAUCGAAAUGACGGACUAUGAAAAGUAUUCCUACAAAGACAUUCCAGUCUCCAUUUCAAUGAUUUCUGAACUCAAUACCAUCCAUUUCUCUAUGGAAGACAAAAUAGUGGAGGGUCAAAAUGUGUCUGCGUCCUGCUCUGUGCCUCACUACUGCCCCACCUCUCCUCCUGUCUUCACCUGGAAUCACCCCGGACAGGAACAUAUCCAAUCCCAGCAGCUUGACGACAGCCAGUGGAAAGCGACAUCUACUCUGACCUUUCAGCCUUCUAUCACUGAUAACAACAAGACGUUACAGUGCACCGCAACGUACAAGGGAGGACAGCACCACCAAGCAUCCAGGGUCCUCAAAGUCCAAUACGCACCAGUGAAUGUGAAAGUGGAGCACAAGUCAGAUGUAAAGGAGGGAGAGGAUGUGCGGCUGAGAUGCUCCAGUGAUGCUAACCCUCCUGCUAGCAGCUAUCAGUGGCACAGUCAAACUGGUGCUCUGCUGCAUAAAGGAAACAGCUACACGCUGCUGAAUGUCUCCAGAAACACAGCAACUCUGUACUGCACUGCCAUAAAUGAAGUGGGGCAAGGCAAAUCCAACCCUGUGGGGCUCAAUGUGUUAUAUGCCCCUGAGAUUAAGAUAGCGUCUUCCUGCUCCUCAGAGGCCGAUAUGAUGAAGUGUGUGUGCAUUGCAGAGUCCAAGCCUCCCUGCAUGGUCCAGUUUGUGCUUUCAGACAGAGUCCUGCCAAGCACCAUUGUUGAGCAGCACGGCUCUGCUACCAUCGGGACCCUGCAGGCAGAGUUUGGAUCCUCUCAGGUCAUCUGUCUGGCAACCAACACGCUGGGCAACUCCAACCUCACACUCUCUUUACAUCUUAACAGUAAGAUGCAGACUCUUUCUAUUAUCAUCGCUUCUGGAGCAGGCGGGAUUUUGGUGAUGCUUUUAAUAACAAUUAUCAUUGUUAAAAAAUGCAGGGGGAGAUCUGAGGAUGCUCCAACACCUCACAUGAGCACCAUGAAGGCAGACAAAGAUGUGGCACUCCCUCAUUAUACUGCAACCAAGAGGAAAGAGAGGAGCUUUGAAGACGUGCACUGCUCUGAUAUUUAUGACAAUGAUCCUGUUUGUGGCAACAUGGAGACUGACUGGGAUGACGCAAUAUACGCCAAUUGCUGAGUUCAAAGGAGGAACAGCUGCAGUCUCUCUGUGUGUUGUGGGUGAUGUGGGUCAAGAAAGAUGUAAAAAACAUAUUCAUAUGUUACCUUCUGUACAUAAGUGCUAUUUAUCUGCCUCCUUUAAUUCACAUAUAUUUUUUAAAAAAGUUUUUUACCUCCCAAAAAUAACUUUCAGUAUUUGCUUUCUCAUCCAGAACUUUUCUCUGACUACCUCUGUGUUGGGAAAAAUCACCAUUAAACUGCCUUUUAUGUACUUGCUAAUAUGUUUCGUGACUGUUAUUUUCUAUGCAAUCCAUUUCUCAGUAAGAUCACAUUCUGCACAAGUUACACCUUUUGAACUUCCUCUUUAGCAGGCAUGAUUGCUUUAUUAUAGUGACA
Centropristis striata (black sea bass) is the source of this 3409-nucleotide messenger RNA. RefSeq lists its product as uncharacterized. NCBI's taxonomy places the organism in Eukaryota, Metazoa, Chordata, Actinopteri, Perciformes, Serranidae. The record is from RefSeq and is a predicted model, not a curated record. The transcript is spliced from 18 exons. The coding region runs from base 27 to 3032 and encodes 1001 amino acids.